Pseudophryne corroboree (corroboree frog) is the source of this 8008-nucleotide messenger RNA. It is a transcript of the gene DOCK11, whose product is annotated as dedicator of cytokinesis 11. Lineage: Eukaryota; Metazoa; Chordata; Amphibia; Anura; Myobatrachidae. Gene Ontology annotation, molecular function: guanyl-nucleotide exchange factor activity. Gene Ontology annotation, biological process: positive regulation of GTPase activity; small GTPase-mediated signal transduction; positive regulation of filopodium assembly. Bases 101 to 6313 code for a protein of 2070 amino acids. The record is from RefSeq and is a predicted model, not a curated record. The transcript has 54 exons.
AGCAGCACAGCGAGGAAGGAUCUCCCCGGAGUGAGCGCUCAGUGUCACACAGCCGGAAUCUGACAGGGAGGUACCGGGGAGACAGCGCAGAGCCACAGACAUGGCAGAAGUGAGAAAGUUCACCAAGAGGCUGAGCAAGCCCGGGACAGCCGCGGAGCUGAGGCAGAGCGUGUCCGAGGCUGUCAGGAGCUCCGUCAUCUUGGAGAAGGCAAGGAUGGUGGAACCUUUGGACUAUGAAGCUGUGAUUUCCCAGAGAAAAGCUCAGAUCUUCAGUGAUCCCCAUCGAGAUAUGCUGAUGUUCCCAAUGGAGGAUGUGUUUAUUUCCACGGUAGAUCGUCAGCACAGGACUGUCAAAUCUUCAGUACCGGAAUAUGCAGAAAACAAAGCCAAGAGUCUAUUCGUGAACGAGUGCAUAAAAUACUACAGCUCAGACUGGAAAGUGGUGAACUACAAAUAUGAAGAGUAUUCCGGGGACUUUAGAGCCUUGCCUUGUAAAUCAUUUCGGCCAGAGAAGACUCCCAGCCAUGUAUUUGAGAUAGAUGAGGACUUCGAUAAAGAUGAGGAUUCCUCAUCAAUUUGUUCUCACAAGGGAGGCAUAAUUAAACAAGGCUGGCUUUAUAAGGCCAAUUUUGGAACCACGAUUCCUGUCACCAUGAAGGUAUUCAGAAGACGCUACUUCUAUCUGACUCAGCUGCCUGAUGGCUCCUAUAUCCUAAACUCAUACAAGGAUGAAAAAACUACAAAGGACUUGAAAAACUGUAUCUUCCUGGAUUCCUGCAUUGAUGUCAUCCAGUGCCCAAAGCUGCGCCGUAAUGCUUUCGAGCUGAGGAUGCUAGAUAAGUCGUUCCAUCAUCUGGCAGCUGAGACGGAACAGGAAAUGGAGGAGUGGUUGCUGACAUUGAAGAAAAUCAUUCAGUUCAACACAGACAGCCUGGUGCAAGAGAAGAAAUACACAGCGGAUGCUGCUCAAGAUGAUGAUGGUGGUGCAGGGAAAACAGAGAACAUCAUGGAAAGUCUGGAGAAGAGCAUGCAUCCGGAGCUGGUGAAGUAUGGAAGAGAAACUGAGCAGCUGAAUAAGUUGAGCAGAAAUGAAGGACGACAAAAUCUAUUUUCAUAUGACUCUGAUGUGCAGAGGUUGGAUUUCUCUGGCAUUGAACCAGACAUACGGCCAUUUGAAGAGAAGAGCAGCCAUCGUUUCAUAGUUAGCUGCCAGGAAUUGAGCUUUAAUAUACUUGGGAAUGUGACUGAAAAUGGUGAAGGCCCGCUGACUAAUGUUGAACCAUUCUUUGUCAGUCUAGCUCUGUUUGACGUGAAAAAUAACUGCAAGAUUUCUGCUGACUUCCAUGUCGAUCUUAACCCUACGUCGGUAAGAGAAAUGUUGAGUAACGUUUCACCGGAUGCAGCUGCGGAUGGGAAUUCUAAAAGGGCGUCAACCAAUGAGAACCUUAUCCAUGGUAUCCCGGAGUCUUACUUUCACUACAUCAAGGAGGGAAUCUUUUCAGUGACAAGCCCACAUUCUGAGAUCUUCCUGGUAGUGCGAAUAGAAAAGGUAUUACAGGGGAAUAUCACGCACUGUGCCGAGCCAUACAUCAAAAACUCUGAUCCUGCAAAGACAGCGCAAAAAGUGCACAAAAUUGCCAGACAAGUUUGCCUGCGGCUGGGUCAGUACAGAAUGCCGUUUGCUUGGGCUGCAAGACCAGUAUUUAAGGACACACAGGGUACCUUGGACACUGAAGGGAAAUUCUCUCCUUUAUAUAAACAAGACAGCAGCAAACUUUCCAAUGAAGACAUCCUCAAGCUACUGGCAGAAUAUAGGAAACCAGAGAAGACUAAACUCCAAGUUAUUCAAGGAAGCCUGGAUGUCACUAUAGGUUGUGUUCCACUUGACUUUUCAAACUGUGUGACCUCUUCCUAUGUCCCGGUUAGGCCGUACGAUAAAGAGCACCAGAGAAUUGCUAUGGAAGUUGAAGAAUUUCUGCCAGAAACGACAAAAUACUGCUAUCCGUUCACUACCUACAGAAACCACUUCUAUGUGUACCCGCUGCAUUUAAAGUAUGAUGGGCAGAAAUCAUUUGCCAAGGCCAGGAAUAUCGCAGUACGGGUUGAAUUUCGGGACUCGGAUGAGUCUGAUGCACAAGCGCUUAAGUGUAUUUAUGGAAAGCCUGGGGGCCCUGUAUUUACCACAAGUGUGUAUGCAGUUGUCUUACACCACAACCAAAGCCCAGAGUUUUACGAUGAGAUAAAAAUUGAGCUCCCUUUGCACCUUCACCAGAAACACCAUUUGUUGUUCACAUUUUUCCAUGUCAGUUGCGACAUAAACUCGAAGGGGAACAGUAAGAAACAUGACCAUGCGGAAACACCAGUUGGGUACAGCUGGGUACGCUUAUUGAAGGAGAGUAGGAUUAUAACGUCUGACCAGCAGUUGCCAGUGUCCGCCAAUCUCCCACCUGGUUAUCUCAGUCACACUGAUCCAGACUUGAAAAAGAGUAGCAAUGAUAUCAAGUGGGUGGAUGGAGCAAAACCACUCUUCAAAAUUGGGAGCCAUUUAGAAUCCACUGUCUAUACACAGGAUUUACAUCUGUACAAUUUCUUUGAGUACUGCCAGAGGAUCCAGCCAGGGUCAAAAGAUCUUCCCGGAGAGCUUGUGAAAUAUUUGAAGUGUUUGCACGCAAUGGAGGUCCAUGUGAUGAUACAGUUUUUGCCUGUAAUUCUUACACAGCUCUUUCAGCUUUUGAAAACAACUUCCCAUGAAGAUGAAGUAGCUUUAAAUUGUACUCUGGUACUUCUCCACAUUGUAUCCAAAUGUCAAGAAGAAGGUCUGGACCAUUACCUGCGUUCUUUUAUUAAGUACGUUUUCAGAACAGAGAAGCUGACGUCCCCGCAGAGCAAAACAGUGCACGAGAUCCUGGCUGCCACCAUGAUCACAGUUCUCAAGCAGUCUGCAGAUUUCCUGGCUAUUAAUAAGUUAUUAAAGUAUUCAUGGUUCUUCUUUGAAGCACUAGCAAAAGCCAUGGCAUUGUACCUGAUCGAAGAGAACAAAAUCAAGGUACCAAGACCUCAAAGAUUUCCAGAUUCUUUCCAAAAUGCCUUACACUCGCUGCUCCUGUCAAUAAUCCCACAUGUCACCAUAAGAUACGGAGAAAUACAAGAGGAAUCCAGGAACAUCAACAUGAGCUUGGCCAGCUUCAUCAAGAGAUGUCUGACGCUCAUGGAUCGAGGAUUCGUCUUUAACCUCAUCAAUGACUACAUGUCCGGAUUUAGCCUUAAGGAUCCAAAGAUAUUAAAUGAAUACAAAUUUGAGUUUUUACAAACCAUCUGCAACCACGAGCAUUUCAUCCCUCUAAAUCUGCCAAUGCCGUUUGCCAAACCCAAGCUGCAGAGAGUGCAAGAUUUGUUAUCAUAUGCCGUGGAGCGGUUCUCAUCUGUAGAUAUGAAUCUUGAGUGCAGCUUGACGGACGAUUAUUGUAAGCAUCACUUUCUGGUUGGCCUCUUACUGAGAGAAGUAUUGCACGCCUUACAAGAGAACUGCGAUAUCCGAUAUGCCGCCAUUUCAACAUUAAAGCACCUUCUAAUCAAACAUGCAUUUGAUAACAGAUUCCAGCACAAGAACCAGCAAGCAAAGAUCACCCUGCUGUACCUUCCGCUGGUCCGCAUGCUGCUAGACAAUGUCUCCCGAUUCGCCAGUAAAGACACCGUGUAUCACUGCACCACAGACAUGUCCUCUUCUGUAUCCAGGGACUCUUUUAUGUAUAACUUCUCCGCACCUUCUAACAGAUCAAGCUUGAUCAUGGACAAAGAUACAUGUUACAGCUCCCCGUUUUCCAGUGGCUGCAUGAAAAGAGAGGACUCACGAGGCUCAAUCUGUACCGAUGGGAUGACUGAACCCAGUAUGAAUGGGGAAAAUAUGCGUAGAAGCUCCACCAAAAGCAGCGUGUCCCAUUACAGCAGAUUGGACUCGUACGAGAUUAAGAGCCUACUCAUCUGCUAUCUGUAUAUCGUCAAAGUGAUUUCAGAAGAUUCACUGAUUAGUUACUGGAACAAAAUGUCCCCACAAGAGCUGCUGAACUUUCUGACACUUCUGGAGGCUUGCUUAUUCCACUUCAGAUAUAUCGGAAAGAGAAAUAUGGCAAGAGUUCAAGAUGUUUGGAUAUCUAAGCUUGCUGUGGCAGGGGACAGGAAGUCUCAGACGAUGCCUGCUCUCCGGAGCAAAACAGGAGCCAUGCGUCUACAGCAUCUCAGCAACCUAGAAAGCUCCUUCACACUAAACCAUAGUGUAGGCAUCAGUGAAGCAGAUAUCUUACAUCAGGCAUUGUUAGAAGGAAACUGUACCACCGAAGUGUCCCUCACAGUGCUGGAUACCAUAUCUUUCUUCACACAGACCUUCCGGACUCAGCUCCUCAACACAGAGUGUCAGAAUCCCUUGAUGAAGAAACUGUUUGAUAUUUAUUUGGCUUUUCUGAAAAAUGGACAGUCAGAAAUAUGUUUAAAACAUGUCUUUGCAUCGCUCAGAGCCUUCAUCAGCAAGUUUCCGUCAGUGUUCUUUAAAGGGAGAGUGAACAUGUGCGCAGCCUUUUGCUAUGAGGUUCUCAAGUGCUGCACAUCGAAACUCGUCUCCACCAGGAACGAAGCAUCUGCUCUCCUCUAUCUUCUCAUGAGGAACAACUUCGAGUUCACUAAGAGGAGGACAUUUCUCAGGACACACCUACAGAUAAUAAUCGCUGUAAGCCAGCUGAUUGCCGACGUGGCUCUUAGCGGAGGUUCCAGGUUCCAAGAAUCACUUUCUAUCAUUAACAAUUUUGCAAACAGUGACAGAGCAAUGAAGUCGACAGCAUUUCCAUCAGAAGUCAAAGAUCUGACAAAAAGAAUCCGCACAGUUAUCAUGGCUACAGCUCAGAUGAAGGAACAUGAAAAGGACCCUGAAAUGCUGGUAGACCUCCAGUACAGUUUGGCAAAGUCAUAUGCAAGUACCCCUGAGCUCCGAAAGACCUGGCUGGAGAGCAUGGCCAAGAUCCAUGUAAAGAAUGGAGACUACUCAGAGGCUGCAAUGUGUUGCAUCCAUGUAGCUGCUUUGGUUGCUGAAUUCCUCUACAGAAAAAAACUUUUCCACAGUGGCUGUUCUGUGUUUAAGAAGAUCACGCCGAAUAUUGACGAGGAGGCAGCCAUGAAAGAAGAUGCCGGCAUGCUGGAUGUCUACUACAGUGAGGAGGUGUUGGUGGAGUUACUGGAGCAGUGUGUGGACAGCUUAUGGAAAGCGGAGAGAUAUGAAACCAUCUCUGAAGUCUCAAAGAUGCUUAUUCCAAUUUAUGAAAAGAGACGAGAAUUUGAGAAACUCACACAGCUGUACAGGACUCUCCACAAUGCGUAUACAAAGAUCCUGGAAGUCAUGCAUUCUGGGAAACGCUUACUAGGAACUUAUUUCAGGGUGGCCUUCUAUGGACAAGCUUUCUUUGAAGAUGAAGAUGGCAAAGAAUACAUCUACAAGGAGCCAAAACUUACUGGCCUUUCUGAGAUAUCGUUACGACUCCUAAAUCUAUAUGGGGAAAAGUUUGGUACAGACACUGUGAAAAUGAUCCAAGAUUCUAAUAAGGUUAAUGUUAAAGAUCUUGACCUAAAGUUUGCACACAUUCAAAUAACUUAUGUGAAGCCAUUCUUAGAAGAACAAGAGCUCUCUGAUAGGAAAACAGAUUUUGAGAAGAAUCACAAUAUCAGCCGAUUUGUUUUUGAAACACCGUAUACUCUGUCAGGCAAAAAACAUGGAAGCGUGGAAGAGCAAUGCAAGAAAAGAACAAUCUUAACAACAUCAAACUCUUUUCCAUAUGUGAAGAAGAGAAUACCGGUUAUCUACGAGCACCAAGUUGACCUGAAGCCAAUAGAAGUGGCCAUAGACGAGAUAAAGGACAAGACUGCAGACCUGCAGAAGAUCUGCUCAUCUGUGGAAGUGGAUAAAAUCCAGCUGCAGCUUAAGCUACAGGGCUGUGUAUCCGUGCAGGUAAAUGCUGGUCCUUUAGCAUACGCCAGAGCUUUUCUUGAUGACAGUCUGUCCAGCAAGUAUCCCAGCAAGAAGAUUAAGGAGCUAAAAGAUAUAUUCAAACAGUUCGUACAAGCGUGUGGCACCGCAUUGGACAUAAAUGAACAGCUCAUUAAAGAGGAUCAGUUUGAAUACCACGAAGGGCUGAAAUCAAACUUCAGAGAGAUGGUAAAAGAACUCUCCGAAAUUAUCCACGAGCAGAUAUACCAAGAAGACACCAUGCACAAUUCCUGGAUGCAGAAUUCCUUGCAUGUCUUCUGUGCCAUCAGUGGAACUACAGCUUAAUCAUCCAUUUUAUGACAAUGAGCGCAAGUGUCAAAGCGCUACAUUCCCCUAUCCCAGGAACAAUCCAACACAGACUUCUAAACUAUUUCAAAAUGUAGUGGAAAAAGCCAUUAUUUAACGCUAUAGAACCUGUUCAAGAGACAUAAGGGCUGAUUCUGAGUGUUGUGCGGAGUUCUGUGCUAUUCUGAGUCGUCGUACGGAGAAGGGAAGCCUGUUUCAGGCGGAUCUCUUGCAAGUACCACUACUAAGGAUGACAGUCCGGCUGUUGGUGUCAAAUAAAUGAGAGUCAGGGCUUCCCGCUUGCAGAUUCACGAAUCCUUGCAUUAACUGUGUGGAAUCUCACAUAAAGAUCUACAGCUACCUGCAAAUACAGACACUUUGCAUCCAACUCAGAAUCAGCCCUAUAGAGUGUGACUGCUGAGACAAUGAAUUGUAAAUGUAUCUAUAUAUUAUAAAUGUAUUGUUUGGAUCCUUAUUGCACAGUGCUGUAUACACUUAUUUAAAUGUGUACUGUAAAAUACUGUAAAACAAUCAGUGUUCAUCAGUUUUUAUAGGUAUUUAAUAAGCGCACCUUUCAUCUACAGACAGUGGAGCUGAACCAAUAUUAAUGAAAAUGUCACCUCUAAGUAUUGAAGUCACUGGUCCCUAGUGAACUUGUAUGCUGCACUUCCUGUUCCUCUUUGAUGUCACUGGUUCCUAGUGAACUUUUAUGCUGCACUCCCUGUUCCCCUCUGACAGUGGUUUCCAAACUUGAUCCUCAAGGACCCCCAGCAAUUCACAUUUUCCAGGUCUCACAGAAUCACUAGAGAAAUGAAUUCCACUGUGGAUCUUUUAAAAUGUGUCAGUGAGUAAUGAAUACACCUGUGCAACUGCCCGGUGACUUGGAAACAUAAACUGUUAGGGGUUCUUGAGGAACGAGUUUGGGUACCACUAGGGAGGCCAAUCCCAAGAUCAGGAUCCCGUGAUUCUGGCCCAAAAAUGCCGGUAUUGGAGCCUCCAAUACUGGGAUUCACGGGAUUAAAUUGCUCAUGCGCAGUUUUGCCAGGCAGCGCUGAGCACUAUAGCACAGGGCUGUGCGGCCCGGGUGGCAGCAGGGUGUUUAAAGCUUAGGCGGGCAGCCAUGAACACAUAUUGACAGCAGCGGCGGAAUUUCAAAUGUAGCGCCGGCCACCAGCCAAUUGGAGCUGGUGGACCGGCAGCCAAUCAAGGAAGAGACAGCAGCAGCGGCUCCUGACUGACUGCUGGACUGCACGAAUCCCGGAAUUGAAAAAAUGGCCUAGGAUUGGUCUCCCUAGGUACCACUGCUCUAUGAUAUCACUGGUUCCUAGUGAACUUGUGUGCUGCACUCUCUGUUCCUUUAUGAUGGCACUGGUUCCUGGACAACUUGUGUGCUGCACUCUCUUUUCCAAUGUCAAUGGUUCCUAUCAGGGGCGCUAGAAUGUUUUGUGGUUGGUGGGGGGGGGCCUAAAAAAACACAUUUUGGCGCUCUCCCCAAUUAUACCCCCACCUCACCCCCACCCGUGCGGGGAGCGCUUACCACGGGAUCCCCGCGGAGACUUCUACUUUAAAAAGUUUGCUCUGUGCUGCAGCAGCGUGCUUCCCCCUGUCCUGUCUUAGUCAUCUCUUCACUGAUGCAUUACUGGAAGGAGGCAUGGCCUGGCUGCGCCUGCUGGGACAUCCACGCCUCCUCCCAGU